ACAUGCGUGAUAAGGAAACCGCAGGAGAGAUGAGACCUGAGAAUUCCUAUUCCUGAUUUUCAAUAAACAUAACGAUAUUAAAAAUAUCUCUCUUCUUUUUCUGUUAUUUUCUGUUUUCUAUUAUUUUACACUCCAAACAUUGUGCCAUUCGGGUAAAAAUGGAAGUCGGGAUCACGAUAAAACGUGAGAAAUAAAUGUAUCGAUACACUUACAAAGAAUUAAUUUUAAAAAAAUUAAAAAACUUCAUUAAAAACUCCAUUUCGCCAUUUGGAAAACUAUGGUAACUAUCAGUAGAGAUUUCGUCCUGGAUUAUGACCACAAAUUAAGACCGGCUCCAUCUACAGAUGGAACGUGUGUUGCUCACCUCUUUUGUUCUUCCCUAUGUCCUUGUUGAUGUACUUGGAAAGCGAACAAUUUAACCAUAACUCAAUCUUCAAGUGUGGAUCCGAAAAUUCUGAACUACGUGUACACUUUCCCUCAUCGGCCAGUGAUUUGAAUGAUAAAAACGCUACAUUUGAAAAAUCCCUCUCAUACCACCUAAUAAUAAAUUGUUCCUGA
This is a messenger RNA of Caenorhabditis elegans, 558 nucleotides long. RefSeq lists its product as uncharacterized. The record is from RefSeq and is marked reviewed. The transcript has 3 exons. Bases 382 to 558 code for a protein of 58 amino acids. Lineage: Eukaryota; Metazoa; Nematoda; Chromadorea; Rhabditida; Rhabditidae.